AUGGGCUGCAAUCAAAGUUCUAGUGAAAACACUAUUAUCUCUUCAAAUGCAAGAAAGUAGUUGCUUUUAGGAUAUUGGAAUAUUCCUUUGAGAGCAUAACCUAUUAGGUAUAUUUUAGAAUUGGCUUAAUACCCAUACAGUGAAAAGAAAUAUUCCUAAAAAGAAGCCCAAGAAUGGUUUGGUAAUGAUAAAUAAAAUCUUGGAUUGGAAUUCCCUAACCUUCCUUACAUUUUUCAUGGUGAUUAUCAUUUAACUGAAGCUUCUAACAUUGCUAAUUAUGUUUUAGAAAUUACUUGCUAGUAAUAUCUUUUAGGUUGUGGAGAUGACAAAUUCAGAAUUGGAAACAUAAGAUAUGUCUGUGAUGGGUUGAUCAUUGAUGUUUUCAAGACUUUAAAAAUGACUCCUGAAGAAAAAUAAAAGCUCUUAGAAAAUAAUAUAAUUCCUGAUCUAUACUCAUUAAAGGAAGCACUUGGUGAAAAGACUUACUUUUUUGGAAGACUGACUGUUGCAGAUAUUUAUGCCUACUGCGCUUUUGUUAACUUCAAGCUUUUCUUCCCAAAUGAGUACAAAUAAUUUGCUAGUUCAUUUAAUAACUUGAUAAUAAACUUCGAAGCUAUCCCUGAAAUCUAAGCUUAUCAAAAAUCAGAUAGAUUCCCUAAAUUUUAAUUAUGA
This is a messenger RNA of Tetrahymena thermophila SB210, 672 nucleotides long. Its product is annotated as glutathione S-transferase, amine-terminal domain protein. NCBI's taxonomy places the organism in Eukaryota, Ciliophora, Oligohymenophorea, Hymenostomatida, Tetrahymenidae. The transcript has a single exon. Gene Ontology annotation, molecular function: glutathione transferase activity. The record is from RefSeq and is a predicted model, not a curated record. Gene Ontology annotation, biological process: glutathione metabolic process.